CUGUAGGAUAACUAUAUGCUGCGAAAACUGCUAGCUUCCAGCACUUCCCAACUCUCUUACCUGGGCACCUGCUCCAGCGGUUUCAGCGGUAACGUCUUGAUGGGCCAGCGGAACUCCAUCUCGAUCAUCCUCUUAGCGACUCGCAACGCAGACUGAACGGUGUUCUGCAUCAGCAUCGCCACGGUCAUCGGGCCGACGCCACCCGGUACUGGGGUGACAUACGAUGCCACCACCAGUGCCUCGUCGUACUUGACGUCCCCCACUAGCCGCUGGCCGCUCUUCUUAGUCGGAUCUAGUUACAAGUUGUGUGCAAUGAGACAGAAUAAAAAAAUAACGUAAGAAUGGACUCUGAUUACCAGGUGAGGACGAAAUAUCCGAUCUCGAAACAUUUUUUUCACUGGAUAAUAACGACUUCAUUAGACUAAAAUUAAUAAACGCACAAGUAAAAGCUAUACUGAAUCUUAAAAAAAAAUAUCAAGACGGCCUUUAUAGAGAAGAAAUUAUUGAAGAGGUUUACAUCAACGGUGAACCGGACACUGCUCAUGCAACACAUCAAACUACAAGCAUAUCUGCAAUCGCAUCAGUUGACAAGCCAGAGUUAUAUAAAUCUAUAAUUUUAGACAAGACUGUGGAUAUAAACAAGAUCUUUGGCAUUACCACUGAAGGUAUUGCAGUCAUGGAGAAAUUGAAAUUUGCUACAGCAAUUACUGAUAAGCUCAUUACAAAAAUUACACACAUACUUUGUUAUUUUCUCUUCUUCAUAUCCGGAGGGAGAGCGUCAACAACACAAAAAGAUAUACUGGCAAAAUCCCUUGUUGAGAGCUAUCCAAGUCUGGCUUCCACUGCAUCGGAUAAUGUACAGGUACACAGGCACAGUUUUAUACUUUUAAUGUGAUGAAAAUGAUUUAAGCUGUAUUUCCGCAUAGAUCACAUAACUUCUUAUUUGGAUAUUGAAAACUUGAAUCUUAUGACAAGAUUGUCAUUGUUUUCUUGACUUCCUCGCUAAAAUGGUCUAAGCGCAAGAUAAAAAAAUUAAAAAUGGUCUAAGCGCGAGAUAGCAAUAAUGUUUUGUAACAAAAACUUAUAAUGUGCUGCUUUAUAUCUUAUUUAUAUAUAGUCCCUCUGGUUCCACAAGCAUGAACGUGGUAUUGGUAGACAUGCAGGAAAACUGCACUACAGAAUGGAAUUUUUGUGUAAGAAAGCAGAAAGGAGACUAUUCGUACGCAAUAAUGGAACAAACUCACUCGAAUCCGUUUCAAAACUAGAGCCUAUACAAAUUAUGGAUGAGAUUCCAGCUGUUGAAGAUAUGCUUACAGAACUGCAAUAUUUUAUUCCAUCUAAUCAUUCAAAGGAGCGUCUUAUGGUUAUUUGGAAGGCUACAAUUGCAUACCGCAAUGAGCAGCGCGCUAAUGACAAUUUUCUACAGUUUUUGAGAGAUUUUCAAGCUGCUUCAUCUUUCAACGGAGAACUGCUUCUAGAAGAGUUUACUAUUUUAAAUCCUAAAGCUAAUGAUUUUAUUAGCACGUGGACUGUUCUACAACCAAAAUUGCUUUCUUUUUUUGAUGAAAUGUACCUUCAUAUUACUAAUCAGUUCGUGCGAAGCUUAGCAAUUCUUAAAAACAAAAACCCCACCAGAGGUUCUAGACAAGUUCGUGACGACGCACGGAAAAUUAAUCCGUUGCAUGGUAUUAUUGUUUGGAUUGAUCCUGAAGUUGAAAUUCCCGCUUGCGAAUUCCCGCAGAUAUUUGUAGCAGCAGAACAAUUUCAAUGUGGAGAUUGCUUUUUGGUCUGGGAUGAUUUCGCUAUCAACACAGGCCGUGACUUGGAACACAGCUUUAUAUUGCUGUGUAAAAGUUUCACAGUUUUCAAUGUAUUGCCAUCCUCUGCCAACAAACUUUUCUAUGCAUUUUUAGCGCUGUCAUGUUAAAAACAAUCCCGCUGAGUACUACUGCUA
Wyeomyia smithii (pitcher-plant mosquito) is the source of this 1954-nucleotide messenger RNA. RefSeq lists its product as uncharacterized. Lineage: Eukaryota; Metazoa; Arthropoda; Insecta; Diptera; Culicidae. The record is from RefSeq and is a predicted model, not a curated record. Bases 1181 to 1927 code for a protein of 248 amino acids. The transcript is spliced from 7 exons.